CGGGUAUCUUCCCUCCUCACUCCCACACUUCUCGAGAACUUUCCUCUCUAUUGACAAUCAAUAUUUUCGGAAAGUAUUCGAUCUCCGUCUUGCAAUGGAUCACUCUUACUUCUCCUACAAUGAUUAUACAUGGCUUCAGCCUGACCGGAAGGUGCCUGAUGGGGGUGUGCAAAUGCCUCUCAGCUCAUCAUCUUACCCUCUUGAGAUUUCCAUCGAUGAAAAUCAUGAGGAAAAUGACGAGGAAUUUUGCCCGUGCACGAGGAAAGGCAGCUCUCUGAAAGGAUUUCUUCUACAGGAACAGCUCGAGAACUUGAAUACAGAGGCGGUAGCCUUCAAUGCAGCCUCUUCCCUGUAUACUGGGUACUCCUUUGGCGAUCGGAGCUAUAGAGAGUGGUCCUCAGAAUGGAAGUGCCACCCUGAUCCUCUACUCCUAGAAGGAGCUUUCAUCUUCUCAGUCCGCAAGGCUGGUGACACAAUGAACGUAGACUUCAUGUCUUGGAACCUGUAUGAAUCUGUUUACUCCGUGGUCUAUGGGUGGCUGCCACUGCCCGGACCUGGCAACCAAACAACGUACACGCUGGAUGGCUUACUCCUUCUCCGAUAUUACGACAAACUUUCCUCAGUUCUGAAGUCGCUCGAAGUAGGACCUCUCCGGGAUGAGCUUUGCCUUUUUGUUGACGGGUUCUUGGGGGAUCAUGAGCCGUUUUCUAGCUUUGGAUACCACUGGCUGUACGUGAAUGGAUAUAUCAGUCUCGAAAGGUGGCAAUCUAUCGAGUCCUGUUUGAUCGAAAACGACCUCGAUGUUAUCGAGCAAGGCGUCCAGGCUGCGAUGGAUGAAGAAGAUACUUCGAAAUCCGAGCACGAGCAAGAUUUCAACGAGAUCCUCUUACCGGAUGAACAUUCGAAACUCUCUCUUGAUACUGACGUCGAAGAGACGAUUCUCUCCAUCAUUUCAACGUUCGCUGCCGACCCGCCUGAACCCGCAACCUCAUCCGAGACACCAUCUUCCAACAUGUUGAGAGACUUGAAGGCAGAGAAGUCCAUCGCUACUGCUUCGACUGAGAUGCCAUCACUGAAAUCUAAUGACAUCUCACCACUUCCUCUAUGUACCUACCAAGACGCUUCUACAUACCAAGACUCUAUUUACUCACCUGGCGACCACGUCAUUUUAUUCUGGAACGAUAUUGCUACUCAAGUCAGAUAUCUAGUGACAGACAGCCUGGAAACAGAUCAAAUUUGCCAUCGAAAAAAGCUUCUGAGGUACCUCCAAGGCGAAUACAAUUCCCUUGAAGCGGCUUGGUUCACGGCUGUCAGUAACGGAUCAGUACCCCAAGUCAAACACAUUCUUGAAGAUUUCCGCGCGUUUCACAACACCUACGGCGAGGCCGUCAUGCCCUUGUUUGAUCUUGAUAUGAUUGUAGACGACCCUUGGAAUCAGUACUUUGGUAUGACAGGGUUGACGAUUGCUGUUGUGAGGGGCGAUGCGAAACUUGUCCGCUGUCUUCUCGCCGCUGGAGCCGCUGUGGACGCGACAACUUCUCAAGGCACAGCACUAAGUCUUGCUGCCAAGUCAGCUGCCAAGUCCAGCUCUCGCCAGAUUAUUCGGCUACUACUAGCAAAAGGCGCCAGCUUGGAAGAUGCAAUUUUUGUUUUGAGCACAGAGGCAGCAACAAGUGAUGCUAAGCGACUGCAGGCGAUACAGACGCUCGAGGAACUCGCCCUGACACCAGCAGAAGAGAUGAAAUCUGAGCAUUUGCUCCGACAGCUUCAUUCUGAGUUCGCAACCGAGCAUGCCCACGUCUCUGAAAUCAUAAUGAAGGUAACAACUCCACCUGCCUCAGGAUUCGCUCCGUCCUUUGAAAUUGAGCAUGUCUUACCUGGCUGGGCACACGGCAUCGAGAGACUUAAGCGGCCAGCCUGGAAAGUAGGCAUGAGCAUACUGCGAAAGCUAACUCGGGGCCAAGUGUCCAGAAAGGUGGGGGAAACUGUAAUGGUCUUGACGAUAUUGAAGUCGAUGUCUAAUGUCUUAAGCCUUCGCGAUCGCGAAUCAUCAGACUCCCAAGCGAAGUUCUUAAAUGACUUAGCACGUUGGCAGUGGAUUUUUAGCUCCGAAGAUGGCAGCUUGCAAGACUUUCGCCGCGCAGCCCUCGUCCUCUGGGGUGUCACACUUACUGGCGACUCGGAUCUUAACAUGCCACCCGAAGUGGAUCAGCUUACAAGCAUGUUAUUCCAGGUCAUGGCCAUGAACUUGAUGGCCAAGAUGUCGCCAUUAUUACAUCCCCAAGGUAGUGGAGAUUUUGAAGAAAAUGGACUACUGGCCAGUCAAAGUCGUUGGAAGGCCAGCCACGGAAAACACACGUGCGGUCGGAGGAACUUGGAUACAGAGUAUGGAGAAAGUGCUCGUGCACCGACUUUUAUGGCACCUGGGUGCCGAGAAGAUGACCCUGACGAAUUUUCGAGGAGGUUCUCCCUGCUUCAGCCCACCCCUGUGGUGACGUUCGAGCCAGUUUUCCAAUCGCUUGCGUCAGGGGCCAUUUUCUGUAUCAUGAUUCUGUUCUUCAUAAUCUUACGGUCUCUUCUUCCCAGCACUGGCUCAGAAUCAAUCCUUCCUCUUAUAUACAAUCAAGCAAGCCUGCAAAAGCCCGUGCUGCAAGCAGCUUUUCAACAUGUCUUACAUAUUCUCCAGACUGGUAUAGUUCUCAGCUCAGAGCACCUGUCAGAAAUGAAGUCAAGUGUAGAAGUAGCCAUCAACCAAGGAUCUAUGCCGAGUUUCUCCAGUCUCAUCGAUCACCUACUUAAUCAUGCCUUAAUAUCUCACUGGGAUCCCUUCACAACGCAGAACGUACAGUCUCAGCUACGGUCCAUAAAAGCUUACUGGAGUUCAACCUACUCAGUCCAGCAAAAUUACCGCGCCUUAGAAGUAUAUCUUGGAUUCAAGCAAUUCGUACAUAUUGUACCGAUGAAUCCAUUACCCACGUUAAGCGUUCAUCCGACAAUCUCCUCGCACACUGCUCUGGAAGCGACAGAAAUGGACGUCGUACGCUCAAAUGAAGGAACAAACUCCAACAUUUCUUCGAAGUCUCCAACCUACGGAAGUUCCCUUUCUCCCUUGACAAUUUCAUCAAACACAGCGCACUCCUCAUCAAGCAACUCGACACCACGAUCUCUCAACAUGUCAACAAGAGCACCCCGAAACACAUUCUGCCACGAUUGUAAUCGCGACUACGGGAAGGUGUACAAUUAUAACAAGCAUCGUAAAGAUAAGCACGAGAAGGCUGAGUUCCCUUGUCGAAUUCCGGGUUGUAAGAAGGUGCUUUCGAGGAAUCAUUAUAGGAAGAUGCAUGAGAAGAAUCAGCAUUGAGGUUGUGCUUUGGUUUGGUCUGAAUACUGAGACUGGAUGGUAUAGAUACUCUGCUAGAUAUACUUGUACCGCUUCAAGUAGAUAGUUCAUCAAAGACAUCACUUUAUGAAGAGCAUGCGAGAUUUGCUGUCGAAUAUCGACAUC
Messenger RNA from Mollisia scopiformis, 3505 nucleotides. RefSeq lists its product as uncharacterized. The record is from RefSeq and is a predicted model, not a curated record. The coding region runs from base 95 to 3361 and encodes 1088 amino acids. The transcript is spliced from 4 exons. Gene Ontology annotation, molecular function: protein binding. NCBI's taxonomy places the organism in Eukaryota, Fungi, Ascomycota, Leotiomycetes, Helotiales, Mollisiaceae.